AUGUCGGUCCCUCAGGCUUCUGUCAAGGUUGCUGGUUCUGGCCUUUUAGGCGAGAUCAUUACGCCUGAUCUCGUCAAGGACACCCUCGCGACUUGGCAGGAUACCUUUCCCGACAAGGACAUGCUGCCCUCCGCGACGCUGACGCGCCUCUCGCUGGCGCACAACUACGUCGCCGGCUUUACGCUCACUCUCCCCGUCGUGAAGACGGUGUUCAAGUUCAUGGUGAUCGAAAUAAACACGGCCCAAAAAUUCAACAAGACGAACGCAGCGUUCAUGGAGUACCUCAAGCCGGUCCGGGAGGGGAAAAGGGGCGCGUCGUGGGACUGGGACUGGGUGGCGAAGUUCUUGCAGGGCGGGUUCCCGGAGAACGUGAAGCCAGAAGUAGUGCGGCCGGACGAGGUUGGGCGUAGGGGUGUGAACUUUGGGCCCAUCAGGUGGUGGGUGACAGUUGGCGGUCUGCGGGAGAAGCAGUUGCCGACACGCGCCGACAUCGUCAAGCACUACGAAGAGCGCAAGCGCGAGACCGAGAAGCGCAAGCGCUACGAAGAAGCCAUCGCGCAAGUCCAGGACGACGGCACGGACGACUAUAUACCCACUCCCGCAACCCAGUCGCCCCAGCCUUCAUCACCACCGAAGGCGCGCAAGUCCAAACGCGCGGAGGCUCCGCCUGCGCCGGCGACAGCGGCUGAUUGGGGCCAUCCGUCAACAUGGCCCGACUACCACCUCAAAUCCGACGAGGUUUGGCGCCCGCCCCCCAACGCCAACUCCGCGAACGUGCAGCUCAACCGAACGCGCAAGGAGAUCUUCGACAAGGCGAAGGCGCUCAAGCCCGGCGAGUACUUGACGGAGUGUGACGUGUGGAGUAUUCCUGAGGCUCACGGCCUGGACUCCGAGAAUCCCGGCUUGAAGAUGAGGCGAUCGUGCCAGAGCUGCAUCGAGCUCGGCAUGAAAUGCAUCAACCGCGGCUUGCAGAUCUGCCUCAAGUGCUACGUCGCCAAGCGCAAGUGCCUGGACGGCCAGUUGCCGAAGGACAAGGUGUACAAGAACCACCCGAGGGUCAAGGCAAAUCCGGCAGUCCGUAGGGCAUUCAUGCUCGACCUCGAGAAGAAGGGAUAUAUUCCGCCCGACGGCCACAAAAAGUGGUUCAACUACUUGUGGCAAAGUCACAUGCGCAAGGGCGACGCGGCCGCCCAGGUCCCUUCGCCCGCUGUUCCCGCUCCUCCGCCAGCUCUUACACCCGUCGAUCCCCCCGCGCCAGCUCAGGACGAGAAGAAGAAGAAGAAGAAGAAGUCCGCAUCGUCCACGACGUCCGACUCCAGCUCCUCUGCGUCGUCGUCGUCAUCGUCGUCGUCGUCGUCGAGCUCGUCAUCUGAAUCCGACGAUGACGACGCUGAAAAGCGCAAGAAGGCGAAGAAGGCGAAGAAGGCGAAGAAAGCCAAGGCGAAAGCCAAGGCGAAGGCCAAGGCCGAGGCGGAGGCGGAGUUGGAAGGGCAGCCUGCUGGCGCUCAGCAGGACGUCGAGAUGGCGGAGAUUACGUUUGGGGAGGAGGAGAGUCUGCAGGACCCCGACGCCCUGCCGAAUGCAGCUGAGGAAAUGGACGCGGACUUCGACUUUCCCCCGCCAUCGCCUCCGCCGGUUUCUCCGCCGGUUCCUCCGCGUGCGCCCCCGCCGGCUGGACCGACGGACGCGCAGUCCACCUCGUCGCCUGAAGUCGGCUCCAAGCGUCGUCGCGAUACUGGACGCAGCCAAGGAGGCGACUCGGGCGUACAGCAGAGCCCUGAGCAGCGCCCAGCAAAGAAGACGCGUCCGGACGACAAGAUCGACGGUCGGCCUGCUGGAGCUGCAAAGGGCAAGGAGCCGGCGGGCUCUGGGACGCGCAACGGCCCGAUCUACGUUCAUCAACCGCCCGCAACACCGCAAAAGGAGCAGGAGCGCCCACCGGUUGAGCGCGCCAAGCCUGGCGAAUUUCAGGAGUAUCCUCCUCGCCCGCCGCCCAUCCCGUCCGUCCACCCGAUCUCGCAACCCGACGCGACGUUGAGCGAGCUUCGCUACAACGACCUCAAGAACAAGAUCGAGUUCGACAGCAAGACCAACGCAAAUGGCGUGCGCGAGUACAUCGCGAAGGUGUACGACAAGAACACCGUGCUCCCCCGGCACACGGAGGUCAUCAACGGGCUGAACUCGCUUCAAGGCGCGCUCAACGGCAUACGCGAUCACUCUCGGCUCACGGCCGUCGAGACACGCCUCACGAAUCUGGAGGAGGAGCUGAAGAGGCAGGCCACCGAGCGCAAGGCCAAGCUCGACAACAUCGAGAGCUUGUUGAAGAGCUUCCUCGGCGGCAAGCAGGCUGAUGCGCGGGCGCUGGAGACGCGCGGGGUCCAGACUGGACCGUUUCAGGCCGAUGGCGACAUCGAGAUGGGCCCCUCAGCGCGAGAGGCCGCUGAGGCUGUACGUCAGGUUCUCUCGGAGAGCCGCACGCAAGGCGAGGAGGCUGCGAGAGGCGCGGGGGAGUCGAUGCCGGAGGCAACUCAGUCGUCUCCGCCGGAGGAUGCGCCCCCGCCGGCAUCUCCGCAUGCGGUCCCUCCGCCUCCGCCAGCAGCUUCUGCGACGGCACCCCCGCCGGCUCCUCCGCGCGCAACGUCUCCGCCGCCGUCAGCCUCUCAAGCUUCCCCGCCGCACCCUGCGACAGAUACAAGCGCUCCUCCGCCGCGUUCCCCGCCCGCCGCCUCCGCGUCCACUGCGGCUGUCGUUCAACAGCCCAGCGUUACGCCCGCCGCCAACUCAAGCGCGAGGCGAUCGCCUGCACCGCUCGUGUCCGUCGCUACGCCCGGUGCUACCGCAUCGCAGCCUGCGUCUGUCGCCAGCUUACCGGGAUCCCCAGCAUCGGGACCGUCAUCACUGUCGGAUGCUACAAGUGACAGUGAUGACGAUGUACCCGAACCCGAGGGCGGAAAGAACUGGCCGGCAGGGAAGGCAGCUGGCGCUACCGACGAGGAGGGCAGCGACGAGGAUCCUGAUGCGAUCGGGAGUCCGGAUCCGGCCUUGGCGAAGUCCGCCUCAAAGAAGCAGGUGGAGAGCGACGACGACGUUGAAGUAGAAGGCACGCUUCCCGCUCCCCCUCUUCCUCCCGCUCGUCCGCAACAGCCUGAUCCUGAGGUGGUUCCCUCCUCUCAAGCUGGUGAGACCGACAACACGCCAGCAGGACUGGCUGUUGUGGACGCGGAUGGCGACGUGACGAUGGCGGAGAAACCGGCGGGCGCCCGCGCUAGCGCUGCUGGGCCGACGGAGGACUGGGCGAAGAUUGCGGCAGAUGCGGAGGCUCAGAAGAGGGCCUUGCAGGAGGAGGAAGCUCGUGAAGCUGCCGCUCGCGAGGCAGGUACGCCGAAGGGAACUGGCGCGCGCAAGACGGCGAAGCGCAACGUCAAGCCUGCUGCAGCUCAGUCGGCCGCAGUUCCCCCAAGUCCUGCUGUCACCGGUAAGGCUACUCGAUCCAAGGGCAGGGUGGACGAUCCUGGUGAACUCCCGCCGACUCGCAAACCUCGCACGGCCAAGUCGUGA
Peniophora sp. CBMAI 1063 is the source of this 3558-nucleotide messenger RNA. The record is from the annotation of a GenBank genome assembly. Lineage: Eukaryota; Fungi; Basidiomycota; Agaricomycetes; Russulales; Peniophoraceae.